GUUUGUUUGUGGUUGAAAAUACAUUUUAUUUAAACUAUUCAUUCGUGUGUUUUCCGGUUUCAAAGGAGUUGGAAAUUACUAAAAUUCUAUAAGUGUUGAUGUGGACGUGUAGAGGACUUUACACAACAUGAUCAACGAGCAGGUGGUAGAGGAAGUGCUGCAAGGGCAGCUCGAGGCCUCCAAGUGGGCGAUACCUCGCCAGACCAAGAUAUUCAUCUGUUCUACUAAACUAGACUUUCUUGAAGAAAGACGAACUCUGCUGGAAAAUGUCGGACCAGAGUUGCAAAAUACUUACGACUCCACUGGUCUAGAGGUGGAGUUGGUGGAUGUGCACUUCGGCACUGGUAGUGAUGUUCUGCAGGACCCGUAUAGGUUUGCCGAUCAGUUGGAGGAGAUUCGUCAAUGCCAGCAGGUGUCAAGAGGGUGCUUCUUCCUGGUGCUUAUUGGUAAUGAGAGACAAGACUGUCCACUGCCUGUGAUAUUCACAGAAGAGGAAUAUGAGCAGCUGACUGAGGCUGCCAAACAGCUGAAUUUGGAGGUUAACCUGGUUCACCAGUGUUACCAACAAGAUGGCAGCAAAUAUCAGCUGGUUAAGGACAACCACUCUGAACUGUCAGAAGUGUUCAGCAAAACAUUCAACAUCCUGCGAGCAGUAGCACAGGAGUUGGCGUCCAGAAGUCCACCGGUUAUGUUCCCACAGUUGCUGAGGUCUGCCGUAGAACAUCAGUUUCACACAGCUUUAGAACUUGAUCCAGAACACAUAGUUGCUGUGGUGAGAGAGUUUACAGACUGUCCUGAACCAAGAGAUCAAGCGCUCAAUGAUUUCAAACAACUUGUUGUUUCAUCUUUACCAGAAGAAAACGUACUUCAGUUUGUUGUUCCGUGGAAGAACAGUGGGAUUGACACAGAAUGGCCGGAACAUGAUACUUAUCUUAGUGAUUUCCAAGACGUCGCUUCGUCCACACUUCAAGGACUUGUAAAUAGAAGUAUUGAGGAGAAGCCAGAAAUCAAUGCCAAAACUAAGCAAAUACAGGAAGUGUUCAAAGAAGCCCUGUUCCACCUGGCGCUAUGUCACCAGUACACAUCAGGCCGGCUACAUACGGUAGACUGGCACGGGACUCCAACACUAGACCACAUCAGAGGCCUGAUGACUGGCGCGACGGCACGACACGGCCCGAUUCUACUACAGGGAGGAUACGGCGCCGGCAAGACAUCACUGCUUACUACCAUCUACACAGACUGCGAACAGUGGUUCGGCCAGAAAGUUAUGAAGGUACUGAGGUUCUCAGGAAUCACUCCACGCUCCUCGUAUAACCUGGAGCUGUUGAGGAUCAUCUGUGAACAGCUGUGUUUGCUGCUGCAGCCGUCGCAGUCUUCUGUCUGUGUACCUCAGGAUGCCAGCUUUGAUCCACUUUACGUCAACAACUGGUUUCAGACACUCAUUAGAAGAUUUGACGAGGAGUCACCCGAACGAGAGUCUGGGGAGAGUCACUUGCUGGUGAUCUUGAUAGAUGACAUUCACCGCCUCAACCCGCUGGACUCGGACAUUGUAGCGGCGUUGUCAUGGCUACCGACCAACCUGCCGAGGAACGUACACAUCAUCGGCACAACGCACACGUCACCUGAGAUACUCAAACUGACUCCUGUGCAGCGGGAGAGAUUCAAACAACCAGAAUGCUACAUAGAACUACCAGCUGUCACAGAAGAUCUAGAAAGGAAGGCUGAAGAAGCGUUGGAGUGUGCAGAGGCACAGUUUGGUGUGCGAGCCAUGUCCAGGCUAGGGUCUAUGUUGACAGCGGCAGAGUUUGGUCUCAGCGAGCCUGAACUGCUGGAGUUGUUGAUGCCAACUGCAGGGCCGAGCACUGCAGAGCUAUUACUGGCCGAGGGGCAGUUCAACUUCUCAACUUUUGCUAUGGUCCGCCGGAGUAUAAGUCAUUUACUUCUGGAAAAGUUUAUGAGUGGAAGAAUCCUGCUGAGCUGGAGGUACGAGUUGUUGGCCAAAGUGGCCAAGAAACGAUAUCUAACCAGUCAAGAAACAACGAGAUCGAUUCAUGGUGAAAUCGCCAAUUUGUUCUUCAGUGACUUUCCUACCGACAUGGAACCGAUCAAAGUCGAAGAAGCAUUAGGUCAAGUUGAUGAAAACAAACAAACGCCAUUCCAGUCUGCCUUCGUCACGAAUGACGUCACCUACAGUCUGAGACAUGUGGAAGAGUCCUGGAUUCAUUUGCUCAAAGCAGGAGAUGGCAAUCGUCUGAAACAGCUGACAAUAUGCAACUUUGACUGGCUGUUGGCAGCUGUACGAACAAUAUCCGUGAGCUACUUACGAUCUACACUGGAACAUGUCAGGUGCUAUCUACUGGACAGAGAUGUAGAGCUGGUUUACUACACGGUGCGUAAGUCCAGUGAUGUGUUGACAAGAGACACGCUACAACUGGCCGCGCAGAUCAUCUGCUGGCUGAGACCUGUAGCAGAAAGCAGUGGAGCCCUAAUGUCUCGUAUGAUCCUGGCUGCGAUGGCGUGGUGUGAUGGUUACACUGAUCCUCUCCUAGUGCCUCUCAACGGGUGGUUGCAGCCUCCCCUACCCCUACAGAUAAAGAGUGUGGUGUGCCCGGCCGGGGUAGGCCUGAUAGCUCCGACACCCUCAGCUCAACAUGUCGUGGUGGUGACGUUAACCGGGGACACUCAGCUGUGGCACAUCAUGUCCAACACUCUCAUACACACCUUCAAAGGUCACAGUGGUCGUGUACUUUGCCUCGCUCUCACCAAACAAUCUCAAAUUCUACUGACAGGAUCUGAGGACACGUCAAUCAUCGUGUGGGACUUGUCAUCUUUUGAGCAAAAAAUGAGGAUUUUUGAACACAUAGCCCCAGUGCUCAGUGUGACCACGGCACUGGACAACACAGUGGUGGUCAGUGGUGGGGAGGACUCCAGGAUUAUAGUGACGUCAUUGAAAACUGGAGAAGUUGUCAUCAAAAUAGACCACCAUAGAGGUCCAGUGACAGCUGUACAAGCCACAGUAUCUGGGGACAUUCUCAUAUCAGGUUCGUCAGACAAGUCGGUGUGCCUCUGGUCCCUGGACAACUUCACAUUGCUCAACUCAAUCUCCGUGCCAUCUCCUGUAAACAUGCUGGACAUCUCCAGUGACUCAGUGUUCCUGUUGGUGGCUUGUGAGGACAAUCAGCUGUAUCUUCAUACAUUGGCCACUGGCACACAGAUACACUGCCUGCGCGGACACAAAGCUAAUGUGGUAUCUGUGUGUUUGGCGGGGGACAACCAGCGAGCCGUGGCUGGAGGAGCGGACGGGAGAGUCUACGUGUUUGACAUGCACAGUGGCUGCCUGGUGCGGACCAUCUCCACCAGCCAUAACUCCAAGGUCACCGGGGUCAAGGUCACUUCUAAUGACGACUUUCUUAUCACCGCAGGAGGCAAUAGGAUAACAUCAUGGAGCUUCAGAAAAGAAGACGGGAUUGGUGUAGAAGAAGUGGGUACAACAAUGACCAGCAAGACUUCUUCUACCCAGAAACCUCAUACUGCACCCAUCAAUUGCCUGGACAUCUCCCGUGACGGCACAACUGCUGUUACAGGGGGACUUGACAGUCUGGUGAACGUGUGGCAGCUCAACUCCCACGAGUUACACUCCACUAUGGAGGGUCACACGGCGGCUGUGACUGCUGUAGCUAUCAGUCCCAACGGUCUCUUCACAAUCUCUGGCUCCGAGGACAAGACAGCACGCGUCUGGGGGCUUACGCUCGGCCUUGUUGUCUCUAUAUUUAAGGGGCACCAGGCUACAGUGACGGCUGUAGGAGUGAUGUCCGACAGCCGCAGAGUCGUGUCUUGUGACAGACAAGGCGUGCUUGCUGUCUGGCUGGCAGACAACGCUACACUGCUGCACUCUGCCCUCGGUCCCACCAACUACCUGCAGAUCACCAACAACAUGAAGUACGCUGUCAGUGGCGAUGGUGACAACAGUUUGCGGAUCUGGCCACUCACCAGUCACCGAGAUGAGGAGAGAUUUACAAUUAGCCACACCAAGGAAGUGACGUGCUUCGUUCUCACUGCCGACUCCUUACAUGUCGUGACAGGCUCACGAGACGCCUCGCUCAAGGUGUGGCAGGUUAUUGGAGGAAAACUCACUCAGGUGCUGAUGGGUCACACAGACCAUGUGACUUGUGCGGCCGUCGCCAUCACUAACAAGACGAUUGUGGUGAGCGGCUCCAGGGAUUCUAACCUGAUAGUGUGGGACAUCAACACUGGCAACGACAUCCACCUCUUGUCAGGGCAUCUGGGCUGUGUGACUUGUGUUAAGGUGGCUGGAGAUGGAACUGUCGCUGUUUCAGGGUCUGAAGACAAGAGGAUCAUAGUGUGGGACACAGCCAAGGGCGUUCCUCUGUCUUCUCUGCAGCUGCAUCUGCCCAUCCUAGGUUUGGUCAUGUCCACGGACGCUACUCGUAUUGCGAUUCAUCUGUUUGAGAGCAGACAUCUGCCAAUCAUCUGUCUUCACAACACUCCAGCCACAUAUGUCAAAGCUCCUGUCUACGUCGCUCCUGCCAAAGAAAUCGAAGACCUGAGACCUUCAGGGCCGAAGCGUCCGCUGAGAAGGCUGCUGAAGAAGGAGGUCUCACUGGACACGUACACUUGGCAAAAGAAGUACGGACACUUGACUUCCUCCAUCAUGAUGGCUGCUGUGGACGAGAGACUCAAGCGGAGGUUCUCCGUGUCAGCCAGUAUGGAGGAGAUCAGCAAGAUACCAGCCAGCAAGGAGCAGCUAGGCUCUCAGAAUAUUGGACCUGAACAGGCAGCCCUUGCUCAAUCCCAACACUUUGAUCAGCUGGAGGCCAUGUGGAAUCGAAGAUCACCGCCUCGAUCCCGAAGACUCUUUCAGUCCCUCUCAAAACAAAACUCAAGGUCAAGUCGAAAAGAUUCUGAGGAAGAUAAUUCACCUUUAGAAGAGGUUGAUGAUUUUUCUGGUGAUUAAGCUCCCAGAAUCCUCUUCAAUGGAACCAAAUGUGAUCUUGAUUCAAUCAUCAUAGGUAGGUUACUGAGUGCAAUAAUGUAUCUAGAUAUAGUAACAUUCCUUUCAAACCAUUCAAGAACACUGUUCCUGUUGUUUAUCUUUUGUAGAGUAUUUUUAUACGUUAAGAAACAAAACCUAAGUUUUUUUAUUCAAUCAGUCCUUGAACUAAAAAGAAAUUACAUUUACACAUGUAAGCCAGAAGAAUUGUUAUCGUCUAUCGAGGUAUUCAGUCAUCUGGUUUGUCCAUAUUGAGAAAAAGCAAAUGAAGGUUUAAUACCAAGCGAACAAAGUAAAAUAGCAUGUACUUUUGGUUGUACAAUUUCAUAUUAACCCUCAACUAUAAUUGCAAACACCAAUGGUGAAAUAACAGUUUAUUUCAAACGUUGUCAUUUUGUCAUUGUAAUUCACUGUUAUUGCAUUGUUAUUUUAUUCCUGUCUUAUUCAUGCAUUAUUUGGGCGAUAAAUCGUUUAUUUAACUAUUUCUUGCUGAAUGGUUCU
Macrosteles quadrilineatus (aster leafhopper) is the source of this 5512-nucleotide messenger RNA. Its product is annotated as protein qui-1. Lineage: Eukaryota; Metazoa; Arthropoda; Insecta; Hemiptera; Cicadellidae. Gene Ontology annotation, molecular function: protein binding; ATP hydrolysis activity. The record is from RefSeq and is a predicted model, not a curated record. Bases 128 to 4975 code for a protein of 1615 amino acids. The transcript is spliced from 32 exons.